AUGCACCGUAGAGAUCCUUGUAGGUCGCCCACCGACAACGCCUCUCAGGCAGGUCGUAGGCCGCACGGGCUGGCAAAUCCACCGAUCAACCUCUCCACAUCGCCAUGUAGCGACGCCUCGGACCCCCUCACAACUACGGCGGAGGCCCACGUGACUGGCCGGUGGGCGGAGGAGUGGAAGGGCACAGGAGUGGGUGUUGGCGGCGUGGGCGGCCGACAGCGGUUUGCGAGAGUGAGCACAACGGGCGUAACGUCGGAGCGUAUGGCCGCGUAA
Messenger RNA from Aspergillus eucalypticola CBS 122712, 273 nucleotides. RefSeq lists its product as uncharacterized. Lineage: Eukaryota; Fungi; Ascomycota; Eurotiomycetes; Eurotiales; Aspergillaceae. The transcript is spliced from 2 exons. Bases 1 to 273 code for a protein of 90 amino acids. The record is from RefSeq and is a predicted model, not a curated record.